This is a messenger RNA of Perca flavescens (yellow perch), 2798 nucleotides long. It is a transcript of the gene abhd5a, whose product is annotated as abhydrolase domain containing 5, lysophosphatidic acid acyltransferase a. The transcript is spliced from 8 exons. The record is from RefSeq and is a predicted model, not a curated record. Bases 87 to 1205 code for a protein of 372 amino acids. Gene Ontology annotation, cellular component: mitochondrion; lipid droplet. Gene Ontology annotation, molecular function: lysophosphatidic acid acyltransferase activity; carboxylic ester hydrolase activity. Lineage: Eukaryota; Metazoa; Chordata; Actinopteri; Perciformes; Percidae. Gene Ontology annotation, biological process: lipid homeostasis; phosphatidic acid biosynthetic process; positive regulation of triglyceride catabolic process.
AGCUGUCUCGGUCAACAAAUCAAACGCCUUCAAUCAUGUUGACCCCUCCACGUCAGAGUGUCUCAGGCCAGUGUGUGUGAAGCAGAAUGGCCGAGCAGGCGGUGACAGCGAACACAGGGUUAGUUCAGAGAGUGAUGUCUGUUGUCGGCGCUCACGGUCUGGUCAGCAGCGUGUGGGGCUACGUGGACGCCACCGUCAGGUGGUGCUGGAUCCCCAGCUGGCUGCCGUCAUGGUGUCCCACCUCUAGCCUCCAGCUCCAGACUGCAGAGGACAGGAUGCUGCGAUGUGUAGAAAGCGCUUUCUCCAAACAAUACGUCCCCAUCGCUAACGGCAAACAGCUGUGGACUCUGACCUUUAGCAGUGACCGUGUCAAAGACCGAACCCCCAUGGUUCUGCUCCAUGGGUUCGGAGGAGGCGUGGGCCUCUGGGCUCAGAACCUGGACGCUCUGUCCCAGUGCCGGCCCAUCUGGGCCAUGGACCUGCUGGGCUUCGGACGGAGCAGCCGGCCUCGGUUCUGCACAGACGCCCAGGGGGCAGAGGACCAGUUUGUGGAGUCCAUAGAGCAGUGGAGGGCUGAAGUGGGUCUGGAGUCCAUGAUCCUGCUGGGACACAACCUGGGAGGAUUCCUGGCUGCGUCUUACGCCAUCAGAUACCCCAGCAGAGUGAAGCACAUGGUGCUGGUGGAGCCCUGGGGUUUCCCUGAACGCCCGGACACAGCAGAGGCCGACCGGCCCAUCCCGGUGUGGAUCAAAGCCCUCGGGGCCAUGUUCACGCCCUUCAACCCUCUGGCUGGCCUGAGACUGGUGGGGCCGCUCGGGCCCACUCUGGUCCAGACCCUGAGACCCGACUUCAAGAGGAAGUUCUGCUCCAUGUUCAGUGACAACACUGUGUCCGACUACAUCUACCACCUGAACGUGCAAAUCCCCAGUGGGGAAACUGCCUUUAAGAAUAUGACCAACUCCUUUGGCUGGGCUACCAGACCCAUGCUGCACAGGAUGGACCAGCUUCAGCCCAAGAUCCCCAUGGCCAUCAUCUACGGCUCCCGCUCCAGCAUCGACAGCAGCGCCGGCAGCAGCAUCAGGGAGAGCCGGCCACACUCCCAUGUGGAGAUCACAACAAUCCGCGGAGCCGGACACUACGUGUACGCUGACCAGCCCGAGGACUUCAACCACACGGUCCUGCAGGUGUGUGACCAAGUGGACUGAAGCUGGACUCAACAAGGCUAUUUUUAUAUCUUGUGUGAAUAGAUAGCUGUAUCACUGCAUCCUCUGUGAAGAAACACAGUAAGACUCAAUACAUAAGUAAAGUCCUUUCUUAUAUGAUAUAAUGAUGUUCUAUUUAGUCACAUCUUUCCCGGUCUGGUUGUGACACAGACAGGAAGUGGACUCUUCAGUACAUCGCUGCCUUCAACACCAGGAAGCAGCUAGACAUGUAUCUGCAGUCACGACCAAUCUCUUUUUAUAGUGUCUCUGCCCUCUGAUUGUUUUUGGCUUUUCUUUUUUUUAACUCAAAAGUUGAUUUAAUUUGCUUUUGUUAUGAAUAUGAAGCCAGAUCAGCUCUAUGGUCUGUUAAACCUACAGGAGUGUUGUACACCUGCUUCAUACCUUUCUGACUGCUGUCUACAGGAAACAUCUUAAACCAUUUCAAUGCAUACUUUAAUUCUCAGUGAAAGCAUCUUUCUACGUGCCAUUGAUUUUCUGCUGAGCCACACAGUAUAAUUGCAUACGUGAGAUACGUUUCAAUUUCUUUGAUGUUCACACUAAUAAUCUUUCCCAGACAAAUAUUAAGCCUGAAAAUGAUCAUUAGAUGCAUUUUAGAGAAAUGCUAGUUGAAGUUGACUAGCCCCUCACACGUUCACAAGAUGCCAGGAUGCAGCCCUGGGACCCGUACGUCGGGACGUCCCGUGCACAUAGUGCCCAUGGCUCUUAGUGAAGACGCUGCCUCCUGAGCUUUUGGCCAGAGUGUUGGUGUUCAGCUCUGUGUCAGUGGGGGCAGCCAGCUCACUAAAUGCUUUCGAUGCAUUUUAGAGAAAUGCCAAUCGAAGUUGGUUCUUAUUGCUAAUCUCAACUGUAACAUUGUCAUGUCAUCUGUGCAUCUGGACUCUCCGCUGUCUAAAAAACAAACAUUAAGAAAAGCAACAUGAUUUUUUAUAUAUAUAUAUAUUUAGACAAAUGGAAAAACCUAGAAGUUCCAGAUGUCUUCUGUGGCUGUGAAGCUACUUCCUGAAGUCUAAAAAAAUAUUGCCCGUGUAUGUCACCAGGGUAAUCUCACUUAGGGCGCGCAUCAACGGGAAGUGUAAGAUCCAGUGAUUUUAGACCCAUACUGUGGACUAAAAAGUCAGGAUUUCUUGAGCUCCAAUCUUUUUUAAAUCCGUCUCUCUCAGGUCACUUAAGUGCAAUACUGAAUCACUGCAGUGUUUCAAUGUAAAUUACAAAUAAUUUACAUGUGAAAGAACCAGUGGCCAGUCUGCUAAGCUUGUAUACAUGAUCAAUUGAGAGGCCUGUCUACCUCUUCUGAUGAUGACUUUAGAAAAAAUAUAUAUGUAGUUGAACAUAGUUGAUUUUCUAAUUGAAAUGCUCGUGUCUAUAAUAUGAAAGGCAGAAACUCCGAGUUUAGAGAGGUGGUAGGAAGACAGUCACGUUGACGUGUAACUGUUUCCCGAGAUAUAUAUAUAUAUAUACACACAGCACAGCAGCCUUAUCAUUUGUCAUAGGGAAAAAUGUCUUUGUAUUUUGUCUGCCGUUCUUAAAUCAGUUGCUUAAUGUUCAUUGUCGACAAAUAAAAAAAAGAAAUGUGAA